GCAGGAUGAAGACCCCAGUGCUUGAGGCGGUGUCCCUACUACUGGAGAAGCUGCUCCUCGUCUCCAACUUCAGGUUCUUCAGUUCGGGUGCCCCGGGCGAAGACAAGGCGAGGAACAGUUUCCCAGAGAUCAACUCUUUUCUCCGCGGUGACGUGCUGGAGGUUCCCCGGACCCACCUGACCCACUAUGGCAUCUACCUGGGCGACAACCAUGUCGCUCACAUGAUGCCCGACAUCCUGGUGGCCCUGACAGACGACAAGGGGCUCACACAGAAGGUGGUUUCCAACAAGCGUCUCAUCCUGGGCGUUAUUGGCAGGGUGGCCAGCGUCCGCGUGGACACAGUGGAGGACUUCGCCUACGGAGCCAAAAUCCUGGUAAAUCACCUGGACAAGUCCCUCAACAAGAAGGCGCUGCUCAACGAGGAGGUGGCGCAGAGGGCGGAGGAGCUGUUGGGCAUCACUACCUACAGCCUACUAUGGAACAACUGCGAGCACUUCGUGACCUACUGCAGAUUCGGCACCGCGAUCAGUCCCCAGGCGGACAAGUUUUGUGAGAAUUUGAAGAUAAUUAUUCGUGAUCAGAGAAGUGUUCUUGCUUCAGCAAUCUUGGGAUUGGCAUCUAUAGUCUUUCUGGGCUUGGCAUCAUAUACUACCCUUCCUGCAAUUUUUAUUCCAUUCUGCUUAUGGAUGGCUGGCUAACUUCACAUCCUCGUGUCAGUGUGUGUAUUCUGUGUAUUAAUAUGUUUAUAUUUAUAGAGCACAAGUCAGUAUAAGCAUCCUCAAGAAAAAUGUGACCUGUGACACUGUUCUGGAUAAAAAUGUGAUUACGAAUCACACAAAGUGCUUACUGUGUAAGCCCAAGAACAAAGGCUUUCUGAUCUUCCUCAGGCAGUUCCAUUUUAAAGCACUGGAAACAUGGCACCUUGAGAUAGAAUUCAUCAUUACAAGAAAAGCCAGCCCCUAAGAUGAUGGCCACAGGAGAUUAUUUGUGUUAUUUUUUUCUCCUGUAAUCAUUUCUCUUCUCUGUUAGGCCUGAAUUUGAAGAUCGGUAGACUUAUUGAAUGAAAUUACUAAAUUUAUUGUAAAUUUAUGCUGUUUCAUUGAAAAACUUAUAUAAACUGAAAGAAUU
Molecule: messenger RNA, 1128 nt
Organism: Pteropus alecto (black flying fox)
Lineage: Eukaryota; Metazoa; Chordata; Mammalia; Chiroptera; Pteropodidae
Gene: LRAT
Product: lecithin retinol acyltransferase
Exons: 2
Coding region: 6-698 (230 amino acids)
Biological process (GO): retinol metabolic process
Molecular function (GO): phosphatidylcholine-retinol O-acyltransferase activity
Source: RefSeq, a predicted model, not a curated record